AUGUCAUUUAUGGUUCUUACUAUUCUUCCUUUACCUCUGAUGUUAAUGUUCGGUUUAAUGACCAUCUGCAAUAUUCGUCAAUCAAGAGGUCGAGUUGCUAAUCAAAAUACAUCAAUGAUAACAAAUACGAUGACAGCCAAUACGAAUCAACAACGUCGAUUAACCAAACAAGAUUAUAAUCUAUUAAUUAUGCUUCUCGUACAAAUUUUUGUUCUUUUCAUAUUAUCUCUUCCGUUGGCUUUUCAGAAGUUAUACUCAGUAGUGAUGGCUGAUAGAACACUAUCUGCAUUGCAAGUUGCUAUUGACAAUUUAGUUUAUAAUCUUGCUCAAUUACUUCAUUUCUUAUCAAAUGGAAUGCCAUUUUAUAUUUAUACAUUGGCUGGUGGAAAAGUCUUUCGUAAAGCCUUAUCGAAAUUCUUCGUCAAUAUAAGACACUGGAACUUUCAUAGAUCACGAUGAUUUUAUUUUAUUCCCUUCAUGUUUACUUAAUUGACGCAUUCAAAACCGUAGAACAAAAGACUUAUGAAGAGAACUAUUGAAAAGCAUAGCAUAAAAUGAGGAAGUAUUAUGAAAAUCCCAUCGAAUCAAUAAGAGUACUGUGAAACAUUUUUGAGUACCAAUCAACAGAAUAUUUAUUAUGUAACUAUAUUUGUAAGAAGCUACGAUUCUAUUGUUGUUUGUUCGUGAUUGUAAAUCAUUUCUUGUAAUUAGACAUUCUAAAAAGAAAAUAUUAUAUGAAGAAAAUGACUACGAAUAGUGCUAGAUUUCGCUCAACGUUUAAUAGGUUUUGAAGCAAAAUACACAAUUUGAAAAUUCGUGUGUUCUGUGGAAAGAGUAUCGUCAACUAAUAUUAUUAAUGAAAAAGAUCGGUUGUAGCAAAAUGAUUACAACAUUGGUUAUUUUGUAUAUAACUUGACAAAGACAAAAUAUGGUACUAUGAUUUCUUUUUAAGAUGCACUGGUGAGUUCUCUACAAAACUAGAAAAACAAAAUCCUAUAGACUUGUUUUGACGAUGUUUUAUAAGAUCAAAAGGAAAGUUUGGAUGUGAAUGUGGGCCAUAUUUUCACGCACACCCUCAUCCAUACUUCUACGGAUCGAAAAUAUGUUAUCGAUGUAGGUCUGACAAUUUAAAGAACGACAAGGCGAAUAUAUAAUCAAUGAAUUUUGAUUCAUAAAUAACUGUCUUCAUUCUUCUUAUUUUUUGUUAUAGAGAUAGUUUACAAACUAGGUCAAGUGAAAUUAACUUUUCUUUAUCGAUUAUUUUUUUUCCUAUGUUCAAAUAAAUUAUAUUGAGCCAGUAAUUAAGAUUAUUUCAACAAGAUCUGCAAUAUAUAAAUUUUUAUAAUCAAUUUUAAAGUGAAUUACCGGAUUUAUAAUAGAUUUGAUACACGAAAAUAAAAAAUUGGCUAAUGCCUUUGCGAUAUGAUUUUUUGAUCUCGCACAUAUCAGUGAAGAAAUAAUUGAAGAAUAAUAAUUAGUUCAAUACAUCAUCAAUCAAAAUGUCUGAAAUUGAUGAAAAAUAAUAUUUGGUACUGUUCAACUGAUCGCGACAUCAAAGUGAACAUUACCCAUACUCAUAUCGAACGUAUUAUUUUUUUCAUUGAUUAAUUGAGCUCAUAUGAGAAAAGCUCUGGUUAAAAAUGAUCAAUCUUUUCUCACUCCGGAAAAAUCAUCAAAUGAAAAUACAUCAGUAGUAUAUAUAAUUACCUUGAUAUUAAUUUAUUAAGAUCUCUUCCCUUUUGUGAACAAAAAUUUUAUACAUAUUAGAAGUUACUGAACUCGCUUAAAGAAAAAAAAACAAACAACUAAGUUUUGUUAAUGGAUAAUAUUUAAACAAUAUUUUUCACGAAAAAUUACUUGUAUUCAAAAUAGAUUUAUUAUUUGUUAGUCUCAUCUUAAUUCAAGCAAGUAUUUAGCUUAAAAUUGUACUAUCUAUAGACAUAAAGGAGCUAUAUUUACAUGGAUAUUUAGAAAAUCAAUACUUAUUUUAAAUCUAUUCAAAUAUCUUUAUAACAAUCGGGCAAAUGUGAAUUUUUCAAAAUAUGAUAUAUUUUUUCGAUAAUGAAAAUAUAAUAUAAACAUAACUACAUUCUGCUUGAGUUAAUAUGAGACUAACAGAUAAUAAGUCUCGUUUGAAUACAAUGAAUUUUGUUGAAAAAGCUGUUAGCGCAAUCCCUUGCGGGAUUAAAAAUGUGAAACACGAUGGCUCUACUAUUACUAAUUGAAUGGAAAUCCUUUCGUUCAACUAUGUUGCGGUACAUUUGUAGCUAACCGU
This is a messenger RNA of Rotaria sp. Silwood2, 2275 nucleotides long. The record is from the annotation of a GenBank genome assembly. Lineage: Eukaryota; Metazoa; Rotifera; Eurotatoria; Philodinida; Philodinidae.